Molecule: messenger RNA, 1755 nt
Organism: Quercus robur (English oak)
Lineage: Eukaryota; Viridiplantae; Streptophyta; Magnoliopsida; Fagales; Fagaceae
Product: tryptamine 5-hydroxylase-like
Exons: 2
Coding region: 142-1683 (513 amino acids)
Molecular function (GO): oxidoreductase activity, acting on paired donors, with incorporation or reduction of molecular oxygen; iron ion binding; heme binding
Source: RefSeq, a predicted model, not a curated record
AUAUUGACCCAAUUCUUUAUGAGGGUUUAUCUUGAUCUCAACUUUGCAUUACUUCACCAUGGUUCUUCUGACUAAUACGUAACUCUCUUCUUGAUCUCUCUAUUAUAUAGCCCACUUUCUCAUCCUUCUUUCCCGCAAAAAAUGUUGUCUCUUACUCCACAGUCUCUCUUUCUCUCACCACUAUUACUUUUUUCCAUCUUCUUCUUAAUCUUUAACCUACGAAAAUGGCGGAGCAGCUCACGGUCACAGUCACUGAAACCACCGUCACCACCAGGCCUCCCAAUAAUCGGUCACCUCCACCUCCUCACCGACAUGCCCCACCACUCCUUGGCCCAACUCGCCCAAAAACUCGGCCCCAUAAUCCACCUCCAACUCGGCCGAGUCCCCACCAUCGUUGUCUCCUCAGCUCACCUCGCUAAACUCGUCCUCAAAACCCACGACCACGUUUUCGCAAGCAGACCAAACCUUCUCUCGGCUCAGUACCUCUCCUUCAACUGCUCAGACGUCACUUUCUCACCCUACGGUCCUUACUGGCGCCAAGCCAGGAAGAUCUGCGUCACCGAGUUGCUCAGCUCCAAACGGGUCAACUCGUUCCAACUCGUCAGGGACGAGGAGGUGAAUCGGUUGCUGGGCUCCGUGUCAGCUCAGUCCGGGUCGGAACUCGACCUGGGUAAGAUGUUUUUCACUCUGGCAAACGAUGUGCUGUGUCGCGUGGCGUUUGGGAAGAGGUUUAAGGAGGAGAGUGGGGAGGACGAAGGGCAGAAGCGUCAUUUGGUUGGGGUUUUGACCGAGACACAGGCCUUGUUUGCUGGGUUUUGUUUGGGUGACUUUUUCCCGGGUUGGGACUGGGUUGACUCACUGAGUGGGUACACGAAAAGGUUGAGCAAGAACUUGGAGGAUUUGCGAGCUGUUUGUGAAGAAAUUAUAGAACAACAUGUGAAGGAACAAGGUGUGGGCAAUGGUAAAGAGGAUUUUGUUGAUGUUUUGCUUCGAGUACAACAACGUGAGGACUUGGAAGUGCCCAUUACAGAUGAUAAUCUCAAAGCUCUUGUCCUGGACAUGUUUGUUGCCGGUACUGAUACAUCAUCAGCAACACUAGAAUGGACAAUGACAGAACUAGCUCGACAUCCCAUGGUAAUGAAAAAAGCGCAGGAUGAAGUUCGGAAUGUAGCAUCCAGCCUAGGAAAAGUUGUAGAAAGCCAUCUUCAACACCUUCAUUAUCUGAAAGCUGUGAUAAAAGAGACAAUGCGAUUGCACCCACCAGUCCCUCUCCUGGUUCCCCGAGAAUCCAUGGUGAAAUGCAAUCUGGAUGGGUAUGAAAUACCUGCAAAAACUAGGGUUCUAAUCAACACCUACGCAAUUGGAAGGGAUCCAACGUCAUGGGAAAAUCCUUUGGAAUACAAUCCUGAGAGGUUCAUGGACAAAAACAUUGAGGUUAAGGAUCAAGAUUUCAGGUUUCUACCAUUUGGUGGAGGCAGGAGAGGCUGUCCGGGUUAUUCUUUUGGAUUAGCCACUGUGGAGAUUGCAUUGGCUCGCCUCUUGUAUCAUUUUGAUUGGGCAUUACCUCAGGGGGUUGGUCCAGAUGAUAUGGACCUUGGUGAGAUUUUUGGGCUUGCCACAAGAAAAAAGACUGCCAUUGUUCUUGUCCCCACAGCCAAUAAGCAGUAUGAGUUCAAGGGCUAAUGAUACUUCGCAGUAUAUUACUGUACUCCCAAGAAUGUCUAUUUUGUAAUUUUCUUGUGGUUCCUAGACUCA